UGGAAUCGUUCUCCGGAUUCCCGCGGGGGCGCCGGGACGCGAUCGCCUUCCCCCCGGAUCCCUCGGCGGCGGCUCGGCUAACUUCGCGGACUCGGGGACCCGGAGCGCUCGCCCCGCGACCGAACCCAGUCCUCGCUGCUCCGGCGCUCCAGAGGACCGGGGACCCGGGCGCCCUCGCCUCCAGGAAGGGCGCCCAGCCCGGCUCCCUUGGGUCGAGCUGCGGAGCCCUCCACACCUACUGCAGGACUGGAGCCAGAGGAUUAACCAAAGCAGAGAGCCCCGGCCUCCCGGCCUGGCUCCGCGGAGGGGCGUCCCCUGGGCGGGGAAACGACAAGUUUGUCAGGCAUCGGUGGCCUGUUGGAUCGGAGCGCGGCCGCCGCUGCAGAGAGGUCCCCAUCACUGCUCUCAGCACCCUCGGCCGACAGCCCUGGGGACCCAGGACUGCUCGGUGGCCGAGCUUUCUGGGCCAGGGAGCUGGCUGCUGCGCCCGGUGCGCAGAGGCAUCAAGGUCUGGGGCAGCGCCCCCUGCGUCUCCACCCGGGCAGCCGCCCUGUGGGGAGAGGACGGAGCCCAGUCUCGGCUUGCUCAGACUCCUAGCCUCGGUCGCCGCCCUCUCCGUCGCGUCUCAGGGAAAAGGAGGGAACGCAGAGGGCAGACCGGUGCCCCGGUGGAUGCGCCCCCCGCCGCCUCUCAGGCUGCGCCGCCUCGCGGGGAUGAAGCGCUGGCUGUGAAGAUGGAGGUGACCUGCCUUCUACUUCUGGCGCUGAUCCCCUUCCACUGUCGGGGACAAGGAGUCUACGCUCCAGCCCAGGCCCAGAUCGUGCAUGCGGGGCAGGCCUGUGUGGUGAAGGAAGAUAACAUCAGCGAGAGGGUCUACACCAUCCGGGAGAGCGACACCCUGGUGCUGCAGUGCCUGGUCACUGGACACCCUCGGCCCCAGGUGCGGUGGACCAAAACUGCCGGCAGCGCAUCGGACAAGUUCCAGGAGACGUCGGUGUUCAACGAGACCCUGCGGAUCGAGCGCAUCGCCCGCACGCAGGGAGGCCGCUACUACUGCAAGGCGGAGAACGGAGUGGGCGUGCCGGCCAUCAAGUCUAUCCGCGUGGACGUGCAGUAUUUGGACGAGCCCGUCCUGACGGUGCAUCAGACGGUGAGCGACGUCCGAGGCAAUUUCUACCAGGAGAAGACCGUGUUUCUACGCUGUACCGUCAGCUCCAACCCUCCCGCCCGCUUUAUCUGGAAGCGAGGCUCCGACACCCUGUCCCACAGCCAGGACAAUGGGGUUGACAUCUACGAGCCUCUCUAUACUCAGGGUGAGACGAAGGUCUUGAAGCUGAAGAACCUGCGGCCCCAAGACUAUGCCAGCUACACCUGCCAGGUGUCCGUGCGCAAUGUGUGUGGGAUCCCAGACAAGGCUAUCGCGUUCCAGCUCACCAACACCACGGCACCUCCAGCCUUGAAGCUGUCUGUGAACGAAACUCUGGUGGUGAACCCUGGAGAGAACGUGACAGUGCAGUGUCUGCUGACGGGCGGCGAUCCCCUCCCCCAGCUGCACUGGUCCCACGGACCUGGCCCAUUACCCCUGGGUGCUCUGGCUCAGGGUGGGACCCUCAGGAUCCCUUCAGUUCAGGCUCGGGAUUCCGGCUACUACAACUGCACAGCCACCAACAAUGUAGGCAACCCAGCCAAGAAGACAGUCAACCUGCUGGUGCGAUCCUUGAAGAAUGCCACAUUCCAGAUCACCCCUGACAUGAUCAAAGAAAGCGAGAACAUUCAACUCGGUCAGGACCUGAAGCUAUCGUGCCACGUGGACGCGGUGCCCCAGGAGAAGGUGAACUACCAGUGGUUUAAAAACGGCAAGCCGGCACGCACGUCCAAGCGGCUGCUGGUGACCCGAAAUGACCCUGAGUUGCCCGCUGUCACCAGUAGCCUGGAGCUCAUUGACCUGCACUUCAGUGACUACGGCACUUAUCUAUGCAUGGCUUCCUUCCCGGGGUCACCUGUGCCUGACCUCAGCGUAGAGGUCAACAUCUCCUCGGAGACAGUACCGCCCACCAUCAGUGUGCCCAAGGGCCGCGCAGUGGUGACAGUGCGGGAGGGCUCUCCUGCUGAGCUCCAAUGCGAAGUUCGUGGCAAGCCCCGGCCUCCAGUGUUGUGGUCUCGGGUGGACAAGGAGGCCGCCCUUCUGCCCUCGGGGCUGGCCCUGGAAGAGACUCCAGAUGGGAAGCUGCGGCUGGAGAGUGUGAGCCGCGACAUGAGCGGCACCUACCGCUGCCAGACGGCUCGCUACAAUGGCUUCAACGUGCGACCCCGGGAGGCUCAGGUGCAGCUGACGGUGCACUUCCCUCCAGAGGUGGAGCCCACUUCCCAGGACGUGCGCCAGGCUCUGGGCCGGCCUGUGCUCCUGCGCUGCUCGCUCCUGCGUGGCAGUCCCCAGCGCAUCGCCUCGGCUGUGUGGCGCUUCAAAGGACAGCUGCUGCCCCCGCCGCCUGUUCUCCCCGCCGCUGCUACGGAGACCUCCGAUCAUGCCGAUCUGCGCCUGGACGCCCUGACCCGUGACAGCAGCGGCAACUACGAGUGCAGUGUCUCCAACGACGUGGGCUCAGCCACUUGCCUCUUCCAGGUCUCCGCCAAAGCCUACAGCCCGGAGUUUUACUUCGACACCCCCAACCCCACCCGCAGCCACAAGCUGUCCAAGAAUUACUCCUAUGUGCUACAGUGGACGCAGAGGGAGCCAGAUGCUGUGGACCCAGUCCUCAACUACAGGCUCAGCGUCCGACAGUUGAACCAGCACAAUGCCCUGGUCAAGGCCAUCCCUGUUCGGCGUGUGGAGAAGGGACAGCUGCUGGAGUUCAUCUUGACUGAUCUCCGAGUGCCCCACAGCUACGAGAUCCGCCUCACGCCCUACACCACCUUUGGGGCUGGCGACAUGGCUUCCCGAAUCAUCCACUACACAGAGCCUAUCAACUCGCCCAGCCUGUCAGACAACACCUGUCACUUUGAGGAUGAGAAAAUCUGCGGCUACACCCAGGACCUGACAGACAACUUUGACUGGACUCGGCAGAACGCUCUUACCCAGAACCCCAAGCGCUCUCCCAAUACUGGGCCCCCCACUGACAUCAGUGGCACCCCUGAAGGCUAUUACAUGUUCAUUGAGACAUCCAGACCGCGGGAGCUGGGGGACCGUGCAAGGCUGGUGAGUCCCCUGUACAACGCCAGCGCCAAGUUCUACUGCGUCUCUUUCUUCUACCACAUGUAUGGGAAACACAUCGGCUCCCUCAACCUUCUGGUGCGGUCCAGGAACAAAGGCGCUCUGGACACACAUGCCUGGUCUCUCAGUGGCAAUAAGGGUAACGUGUGGCAGCAGGCCCAUGUUCCCAUCAACCCCAGUGGGCCAUUCCAGAUUAUUUUUGAGGGGGUUCGAGGCUCGGGCUACCUGGGGGAUAUUGCCAUAGAUGAUGUCACACUGAAGAAGGGAGAGUGUCCCCGGAGGCAGAUGGAUCCCAACAAAGUGGUGGUGAUGCCAGGCAGCGGAGCCCCCCGCCUGUCCAGCCUGCAGCUUUGGGUCUCCAUGGCCAUCUUCCUCUUGGCGUUGCAGAGAUGAUGACAGCUGUGUGGCCCCCACCCCACCCUGCCCCCGGCACACCAAAGUGUCCACAUCGUACCAAAGACUGACCCCUGCCAGCCGGGGUGCCUAGGGGCGGGGCCGGCCCGCCGGGGAGGGGGCCUUCAUUGGCUGAAAGGAUGAGCAGAGACGGCAGACAGAGGCCAGGCCAGGCUCCGGUGGUUGUUCAAUACACGCACACACUCACACACACACUCACACACACAGAUAUAUUAAAGCACAAGUUUUUAUUCGACCUGCCGGCACCUUCUUUAGUGUGGAGAUGGGACUUACGUGACUGGCAUCCACCACCUCCAGGGACCUUGGUGCGACACGGGCCUCGUCUCGUCUGCACACUGCACUUGUCCGUCUGACCUUGCCCUGUCCCCUGACUCAAGGCCAAACUCCAGCCCAGAGGCAUGCCAGAAGGGAGCCGGAUGUGGGCAGAAUAUCAGACUUGGGUUGCCUGGAUGGAAGUCGCAGGGUGCAGGGGCAGGCCAGUCGGGACUCUGUGAGCUCCCCGGAGGCUGACGAGGAAGGGGCACCUGCUGCAGAGUGGACACAUUGCUCAACUCCGGUCCUGUCCCUAGGACGUCUUCUCCCCCUCCCUAAUGGGCCCACUUGGGAGGGCCCCAGCACAGGGCUUAGCGUAUGUACAAUAUGAGGACUGUUUCCCCAACUUCUGCCCGACUCCAACCGGCAGCUAGAUGCCAUCCAGAUAGUCCUAGCUUGGGACUUCCAGGGGGAACCCGUGUGUGAGGAGUGCUGUCCAUCCCAUGUUCCCAGGUGAGCAUUGGCUUUGAGGAGACCACAGAGCCCUGCCUCUGUGACCCCAGGUCCCCACACAGAACAAUGGACUCACGGUGGAGCGGAUCCCCUGUUUCUUAGGUAUUUGGACAGAGAGUUCUGGAAGAGGGGGCCGGGAAGGGUAAGGCACUGUCUAGUUAGCCCUGUGGAUUACGGCGGCAGGGGAGGGUGAUGGAUGGAUGGUUGUGUCUCUUUGUUCCCUGGGAGCCGGGAAGAGGUUUUUGUCCUUGGAACUGCUAGAACAGGGUCUAGAACUUUCCUCUUUGGGUCCCUUUACCCGCUUCCCAGCUUCCUCGGGGGAGAGGGACUCCUUCUAGGAUGAGUCUAUGUACAUGUGCAUGUGGUGUGUCUGUGUGUCUGUGUCCGAGUGUGUCCGUCUGUGCAUCUCUGCGUGUGUGAGAGCGUGUGUGCCCACCUGUGUCCGUGUACCACUGUGCGCAUCAUCGGAUGGGAGCGCGCAGGGACACCACGAGGCAGGGCGUUAGAGUAAGCCCCGUCUCUGUGGGUGAGUGGCCUCUGUGGGUGAGCGGCAGUGUGCGAUCUUCACCCCGUGACACGUUGGUGGGGUGCCGGCCCUGUCUGCAGUCUCGGACUGCCUGCUACAGCCUCUGAACCCCUUUGAAUAACAAAGAGCUUACAGACAACCCUAUUGAAGGCUAGCUCCUUGGCUGGAGGUGGCACAGGGCUCUUCCCUGUGCAUUUGGGGGGGGGGGGGUGCGGGACAGCUGCAGAGGAGAGGCUCGAAGCUCGGCAUCAUCGUGGCACGAGGCACACUGAGGAUCAAGACCCUGGCUGCCUAGCCCCCAACCCCACCUGGCCUGUAUCAUCAUCACCACCACCAUCACCAUCUUCAUCAUCAUCACCAUCAUCACUGGCUGCUAGAAGGUCAGGCUAGGCUACCGCAGGGCAUCCUGGGUACCCAGUCAGGGUGGCUACCUUCCUGGUCCUUCCAAGCCCUCUGUCUGAAGCGAGUAGCUCUGGUUUCCAGAACACACUUCCAUGACAUUUGGCGGGGCAUUGCUCCUUAAUUGUCCCAUCUGUGUGGAGUCUUAUUACCCCAACUCAACGGUGAGUCCCUUCCGCUCUGAGCCCCCCUCCUUCAUUCUCACUGGCAUGAGGGACACUAAAGUAGAAACCUUGUAGAAUGGAUUCUGUAAGCCAGUAGUCCCUGGCUCUGGCUAUCGAAUCAAUUGACCAGGGGUCAGCCUGGGGGUGGGUGUGAUUUAAAGGCAUCGGAACGCAGCCUUGUAUUAGAAACAUUAAGACGCCUCUUAGGACAACCCAAGAAGGGAAGCUGGGGUCCUCUCAACUCCAGGGCCUCUGGGCUAGUGCUGUGCUGGGGAAAUAGCUCCCCCUGGCUCCUCCUGGGGUCCCCACCCCACCCUAAACCUGCUCCCCUAUAUCACUCCACUGUCCCGACUGCUUUAUUGUGGGGACUCUUCUCUAUAUAUCUUAGAGCUAGACACGGGAAACGUGCAUAGUAUGUGUCGGCCUCAUGUUCCAGAACCUUUGUGGUGAGAGCAGCGAUGCCUGAGAGUGUGGCCUGAGAUUACAAAGCCUGUCUAAGGAGGCCGCCACCCUCCCACCCUCAUUUGCAAGUGAGGGAGGCUGGGGUGUGCAUGUCUGUGUGAGCCCACCGUGCACAGGGGCUGUGAGGUUGAUAGGUGUGUGAAUGGGCCAGCAGGCAUUUAAGUGUGUGCAGGGUUGGGAGUCUAAGUGUGGCAGGAGCUUUUUGCAUGUGGACGCCUGGGAGUCGGUAUUCCUGUAUGUAUCCCUGGGGGUCCACGUUGGGAUAGGUGGCCUGUGAACACCCCAGGCCUGGGAGACCAGGCUGAGGGGGAUCUUACGAUCUCUUCAGUGGCAUCCUCACCCUCUGCGUUGAGGGAGCUGAGGGAAUUUGUGGCCUUAAAGCAGGGAUCCCAGAGUAAAGCUCUCAGGGUUCUGGGGCCCUUUUACUCCCGGCCUCCUACAAGUUAGUGUCUGGGAGGAGAAGUGCAUUCUUGGAACCAGGUAGAAAAGAAUAGCUGAUGGGUGGAAGCCUCAGCUUGGCUGUCCUGUCCCUGGGACCACGGUUAACCUCCAUGGUCCUAAUUCAUCGGUGAAGGCAAAGCCCGCUCGUGGCUCCUGGCACAUUCCUCCCAUAACUCCCUCUUUCCCACUCACCGUCCUUCUCCUGUUCUCUGGAAGCACCUGUUCAGGCAAGCGGGGCCAGAAUGAGCCUCAGAAAUGCAGGCUCUCCACGGCUCCAAUGCAGAAGCUGGAACAGAGAGGAGAAGGCCUGGCUCAAUUCUUGGAAGCCUAGUGCUCCAGCCUUGGGGGUGCCGGAGCCCCGGCCACUGCUCCUGGGACCCUCUUACCAGAAUAGCUACAGACAGAUGAGUGGAACGGACCCUUCCCUGGGUACUCCCGAUGCCGCUGAGGCCGGUUACAUGCGUGGCAGGUGUUACUCGGAUAUUUUGAGCGAGAAACCAUCUCUCUGUCCUGCUCUGGCCUCCUCUCCCGGGCUAGACACUCCGCGCCCAUCAGGAUGGCACAGAUGCCACAGGGAGACUAUUCUCGUCACUCACUGCUGUCUGCACAGGAGGCUGGGACCAGGAGGGCUGCAGAAGACGCCAAGUGCUCUUGGGUUUCCCUCUGCGUGGACAGCUCCGUGGGGCUAGGGAGGGAUGUUUCCAGGGAAUGUCCUAAGAGUGUGGUGAGUGAGCCUGUAGUGAGAAGUUCCUGCAGGCCACUGGCUGAGCUCAGAUUCUGGGUUCAUUCUGUUCUGUCAGUGCUGAGUAUGUGUGUGUGUGUGUGUGUGUGUGUGUGUGUGUGUGUGUGUGCACAUGUGUGUGUGUGUGUGAGUGCAGGAGGACCACUCUCUUCUGGAGAUCUCUUGACCCUUAGCACUGGAAUGGACCUUAAAGGAUGUCAAAUCCGGUGUGCCCAUUGUAAAGGUGUGAAAACUGAGGUUCAGAGAGAAGGCAUCUGCCUGUCCCCAUCCCUCUCCCUUCCAUGUUUGGCCUGCAUUCAUUGCCCAGGGGUCCUGAUAUAAAUUCUCUCCCUCCUCGCACCUUCCUGCCCUCCACCCAGACAUCCCAUUCCCGCCCACCCCCAACCUCCAUCUCAGCCCAGUUCUGCAGGAAGAGGCCUGCCCCAGGGCAUCCCCAACCAUUACCAUCCCCUGACCCAGGGAAGUCUGAUCAUCAAAUGCUUAUCCCCAACCCAUAAGGGACAGGAAAGCAGGGACUGUCCCUGCCCUGGCGCCUCAUAGACAGAGGAAAGCCAACCCUCCCCAUAUGACCAGGCCCAUCCGUCCGCCCUGCCCACCCCUGCCACCGAGGUAAAAGCACAACAGGAGACCCCCCCACUCAUGGGUGACACGCGGGGGUCUCUCACGACCCCGCCACACCCUUUUGCCUUGCUCUCUGUCUCCACCCAGCCUCUGUUCCCCACCACCCAUCUUUCGCUCUUCUACAAACCCCAAAAUGUAACCUCUAGUUGCGGACGCAGUUGUUCCAAUCAAUAAAGAUGCAGUGUUCUAGAA
This is a messenger RNA of Mastomys coucha (southern multimammate mouse), 7937 nucleotides long. RefSeq names its product MAM domain containing glycosylphosphatidylinositol anchor 1 (gene Mdga1). Bases 734 to 3604 code for a protein of 956 amino acids. NCBI's taxonomy places the organism in Eukaryota, Metazoa, Chordata, Mammalia, Rodentia, Muridae. The transcript is spliced from 17 exons. Gene Ontology annotation, biological process: homophilic cell-cell adhesion; nervous system development. The record is from RefSeq and is a predicted model, not a curated record. Gene Ontology annotation, molecular function: protein binding. Gene Ontology annotation, cellular component: plasma membrane.